GGAAGCCUGCCUGGACCGUUCGUUGGAUUGCCUGCUGAUUCCAGUCGAAGUGGGGAGUCUCUAUGGGCGGGGAAAACACAAGGCUAAAAAUGCGCCCACUUUUAAAUACUGAGUAGUUACCUACCAUCUGUUGUUUCAUUUCUUUGCUCUGGUAGAAUAGUUAUUGCUUGCCAGUACGAUUACAGACUGACACCAACGCUGCUCCGCAACCAUUCGAAAAUAUCCCCCCCACCAGCAACAAACCCAAAGAGAUCGCUUGCUUGCUCCUACGUAUUGCUAUGUCUACAAAUCCAAAUCCAAGAACGGGCACGUCUUUGCCAGCUCUGGUCCAGCUCACCGUAAAGACCGACCCGUGGGAUAUUGACGGCAAGCCUGAACUGGGCCCUUCCCACCAACCCUGGAGAGCAUACUGGCCACCAGAUAUCACCGCUGUCAGUGAACGGGAGUUAUCUGCUAAGCCAUGGCUUACAUGGAAACAUGAUCCCAUGAAGAUGAACAAUAAGCCCUGGUAUGACUGGGUCCGCCCAGACUUGGAUCCAGAACCAUCAGACGGGUGGUGCCCCCCGGAAUGUGUAUAUUGCGGCGGAAGAGGCUGUGGUCCCCGCUCGACUGGUGCUGAAGGGGCUUAGGAACGGUUUAUUAUACGAGGGAAUGAUCAGAGGCUUCAAGCUCGUUCAAUUGAUAUUGCGUUUUGUCUUUUAUGUUUGUUAUUACCUACAUAUACGCACACCCCCAGAAACUGAACAGGAUAGUUGGUACCUUGCACUUGCACGUACACUACGAUUGGAAGAAUCGUUGUCCGUAAUUCAAUGAAGAGGGAGACACUCCUUGAAAUACAAUAUACGAAAAAUCCCUGAAUUCCUCAACUCAAC
Blastomyces dermatitidis ER-3 is the source of this 872-nucleotide messenger RNA. RefSeq lists its product as uncharacterized. Lineage: Eukaryota; Fungi; Ascomycota; Eurotiomycetes; Onygenales; Ajellomycetaceae. The record is from RefSeq and is a predicted model, not a curated record. The transcript is spliced from 2 exons. Bases 279 to 629 code for a protein of 116 amino acids.